Argiope bruennichi is the source of this 1052-nucleotide messenger RNA. Its product is annotated as glutaredoxin-like. Gene Ontology annotation, molecular function: glutathione disulfide oxidoreductase activity. The record is from RefSeq and is a predicted model, not a curated record. NCBI's taxonomy places the organism in Eukaryota, Metazoa, Arthropoda, Arachnida, Araneae, Araneidae. Gene Ontology annotation, cellular component: cytoplasm. Gene Ontology annotation, biological process: cellular response to oxidative stress. The coding region runs from base 131 to 451 and encodes 106 amino acids. The transcript is spliced from 3 exons.
UUAAAUUGAAGCUUUGACCGUCCUUUUUUUUCUUUCUCUCUGACUGUUGCCGUGGUUAUUCAGUAUUGUUGAAUUGUUGAGACUUGGAAUUUGGGAGUAUUUUAUAAAAUUAAAUACAAAUUUUUCAAAUAUGGCUGCCGCUCAGAUUGAUGCAAAAUUGCUCGAAGAAAUUGAAAAAUAUAUAAAAGAACAUAAAGUUAUGAUUUUUAGCAAAUCACGAUGUCCUUAUUGCGUAAAAGUAAAAGAACUUUUCAAGUCAUUAGGAGUGGAUUAUUAUGCCUUGGAAUUGGAUGUGAUAGAGGGUGGUGACAAGUUGCAGCAAGCUAUGGGCAAGAAAGCUGGACGAACAUCUGUUCCUCAAGUUUUCAUUGACAGCGAGCAUGUUGGUGGUUGUGAUGAUACCAUGGCAGCUCACAAGAGUGGAAAACUAAAUGCUUUGUUAAAAUUAUAAUGCAAAAACCAGCACUGGAAAUGCCUUAUUAAGAUUGAAAAAAAAAAUUCUGAUGUUCCUUAAUUGACAAAAUGCUUGCAAUCUCACUGUACUUAAUAUGAUCUAUAUUGCAUAUUAAUUUAUGAUUAAUAUGGUAAUUUAUUUAUUAAGGUUGAAAAGUUGUAAUAUUCUUUGACAAAAGGCUUUCAAUCUCACUGUACUUAAUGUGAUUUAUCUUUGUACAUCAAUUUAUGAUUAAUAUUGUAAUUUAUUUAUUAAGGUUGAAAAAAUUUCUGAUAUUCUUUAAGUGACAAAAUGCUUGCGAUAUCACUGUGCUUAGUGUGACUUAUCUAUGUUAAUUGAUUAAUGUUGUAAUUUAUUAUUUUUAUCAUGCUAAUAAUAAUAACUAAAUUUUCAUGUCACCUUUGAUAUUUAUUAAUAUUUUUAUAUUUAUAAAUGCUAUUUACUAUGUAAAAUAAUAGAAAAAUUUUGAGGAUUUGUUUAAAAUUUUUAUUAUUUAUAAAUUCAUUAUUAUUAUUUUUCAAAAUUUCUGUAAAACUUUACAUUAGUUUGUCUUGUAAAGUAGUUUGUAUUCAUAUAUUUUUUAUGGAAAUCUUUUUCC